Mercurialis annua (annual mercury) is the source of this 1220-nucleotide messenger RNA. Its product is annotated as NADP-dependent alkenal double bond reductase P2-like. The record is from RefSeq and is a predicted model, not a curated record. NCBI's taxonomy places the organism in Eukaryota, Viridiplantae, Streptophyta, Magnoliopsida, Malpighiales, Euphorbiaceae. The transcript has 6 exons. Gene Ontology annotation, molecular function: 2-alkenal reductase [NAD(P)H] activity. Bases 82 to 1146 code for a protein of 354 amino acids.
AAUGUAUAUUUAGCAUUUUGUAGUAAUAAUUAAUUGAGAGUAGAUAAGAAAAAUCGAUUGAACCGACAAAAGAAAGAGGAAAUGGCGAGAGAAAUUGAGGUAGUGAGCAACAAACAAGUGAUAUUCAAGAACUAUGUCACUGGUUUUCCCAAGGAAUCAGACAUGAAUGUAACCACUUCUGAAGUUGAAUUAACAGUACCAGAAGAUUGUAGAAAUGGUGUUCUUGUCAAGAAUCUGUAUUUGUCUUGCGAUCCUUAUAUGCGUAGUCGUAUGAGAAAUAUCCCUUCCGAUGAUCCUAAUUUCUCUCCUUUUCUCACUGGUUCGCCAGUAAAAUCACUUGGAGUGUGUAAAGUGGUGGAUUCUGCACAUUCUGAGUUCAAGAAAGGUGACUUGAUAUGGGGUUUGACCAACUGGGAAGAGUACACUCUUAUAAAAUCGCCCGAGGGCUUCUUUAAGAUACAACAUACUGAUGUUCCCCUUACGUACUACACUGGAAUUCUUGGUAUGCCUGGUAUGACUGCUUAUUUUGGUUUUUACGACAUCUGUAGUCCCAAGAAAGGAGAACGUGUGUACAUUUCAGCUGCAUCUGGUGCAGUUGGUCAGCUUGUUGGGCAGUUUGCAAAGUUGUCUGGCUGUUAUGUUGUUGGAAGUGCUGGAAGUAAAGAGAAGGUUGAACUGUUGAAAAACAAGUUUGGUUUUGAUGAAGCUUUCAACUACAAAGAGGAGCCUGACUUUGACUCAGCCUUGAAAAGGUACUUCCCAGAAGGCAUUGACAUAUACUUUGAAAAUGUUGGAGGCAAAAUGCUUGAUGCAGUUCUUCUAAACAUGAGAGUCAAUGGUCGCAUUGCUGCUUGCGGGAUGAUUUCCCAGUACAAUCUUGAGAACCCGGAAGGAGUGCAUAAUUUAAUGACUAUAGUUUACAAGCGGAUCCUUAUCAAAGGAUUUGUUGUCGUGGAUUACUUUAACCAAUACUCCAAAUUCCUGGACUUCAUGUUGCCCAAGAUCAAAGAAGGGACGAUAACUUAUGUGGAAGACAUAGCCGAAGGCUUGGAGAACGCUCCUGCUGCUCUGGUAGGCCUUUUCAGUGGCCGCAAUGUUGGGAAACAAGUAGUGGCAGUUGCUCACGACGGCGGAAUCAGAAAAUGAGGAGUGGGUGAGAGUAGCAAAAGGGCUGUUAAUUGGAGAAUUAGGUAAAGUGAGAUGAUUAAAGAGAAAAAUUA